UAGGCAUUACCUGAACACGUGACUGAAAGCCAGGCGUGCUGGUGCUUGUCAUAGGCAAAACGUGUGUGGUCUCAUUGUUCGUACGUCGGAUUGUACGGCAAUGAAUCUCGGUGGCUAGAAUCAUUCGAAGUGGUUUCGAGCUGAACUGGAGGGAAGAUCCGCCCACACAUGGCGGAGGUGUGUUGGUGACACCAUGGCUCUUGUCCCGUACGUGGAAAACUCCCUGCCUUUGCUCGCCAAACUCCACAAUUCGACAUCGCACUUUCACUUUGCCGAACGGGACAUCCGCCUGUCACAGGACUGGAAGACUCAUGGAGUCGCUGCGGUCGUGUGGGACGCGGCUGUCGUGCUGUGUCUGUACCUGGAGAUGGGUCUGGUGGAGCUGAAGGGGAAGAAGACCAUCGAGCUGGGAGCUGGAACUGGACUGGUCGGCAUCGUCGCAGUGCUCUUAGGUGCCAAGGUCACCAUCACUGACCGGAAACAAGCACUGGAUUUGUUGGCCUCCAACGUUAAAGCCAACAUCCCCGCUCACCUGGAGGGAUCAGCAGUUGUGUCUGAGCUCUCCUGGGGAGAAGGUCUCGAUUCCUACCCGGCGGGAGGAUUCCAGCUGGUGCUGGGCGCUGACAUCAUUUAUCUGGAGGACACUUUUGCUCAGCUCCUUCAAACACUAGACCAUUUAUGCUCUGACACGACCCUGGUCUUACUGGCCUGCAAAAUUCGCUAUGAAAGAGACACAAACUUCCUAAGGAAACUCCAACACCACUUUACUGUGGAGGAGGUCCACUAUGACGCAGAGCGAGACAUUCGGAUUUACAAAGCCAGGAAACUUCUCCCACCAAAGGAUUUGUGACAAGUCGACACCUACAAGAAACACGUUUAUUAACAGCUGCCAAAAUUCCAAAGCCUCUAACAUUUUUUCAUACACAGAUUGGUGCUGGCAUUUUUUUUAAACUGAAUAGAAAAUGAAAAGCAACAUUGAAAAAAAAAAAAAAGCAUACUAUUUCAAGACUAUACAUAAUACCUUACACAGUAUGGCAAUUCCAAAAUAAUCCACUUUGUUUUCAGAUGUGUAAGAUUUUUCUCAAUAAAAAUUCAACAGAAAUGUGUGAACUUCCUGUUUUGUUUUUCUUUUCUCGCCAUUCAUCAAAUGCAGGAUUGUUUUUGCACGGAAAUUGCACUUUAUAACUGUAAAGAAAUUUGGAGAGGAACUGCAGAUGAUUAGAGCUGCUGCGGCACCAUAUAUUUUAAUAAACAGUAUGUUUUCAUCACUGGUAAACUUUCAUGUCAAAUUAAAAAUGUAACUUGAAAUAAAUGCAAGUUGAACCAACUCAGAGUUACUCA
Molecule: messenger RNA, 1341 nt
Organism: Synchiropus splendidus (mandarinfish)
Lineage: Eukaryota; Metazoa; Chordata; Actinopteri; Syngnathiformes; Callionymidae
Gene: mettl21a
Product: methyltransferase 21A, HSPA lysine
Exons: 3
Coding region: 194-850 (218 amino acids)
Biological process (GO): peptidyl-lysine methylation
Cellular component (GO): cytoplasm; cytosol
Molecular function (GO): protein-lysine N-methyltransferase activity
Source: RefSeq, a predicted model, not a curated record